CGGGUUUGCACUGUGUUUGCAUUGUGAUGGUAUUGGUGGUACAGGACAGAGUGGAGAUGACCGUUGGCUCAUGCGCUGAACUGUUGGUUUAAGUGAUUUUUAAUUUUGGGCCUACCAUAUUCUAUUUCCGGAGGGUUCUUUCCAGGAUUUGGAGUUAGCAGAAAUGAGAAAUGUACAAGGGGGUUUGUUAUCUGACUGAAAGAGCUCAACAAGACGGCAUUCUUUUUCUCAGUUGGUGGGAAAUGUUUUUGUGAGUUGAAUCUAUACUGGUGCAGUACAUUCUCCUGGUUAAGGUUGUUGACAUCCUUUCGGAAGGUGGAAGCAAAUGCCUGUUUUAACCGAAAUAGACGUUACAACUUGAAAUUGAGCUUGUCCAAACAAGGAAGCAAGACACCUCUUUGCUGCUCUACAGCAACAUUACAACAUUAUAAAUCUCUGUCUACAGCCUUUUGGACUUUCUCAUUUUGGACUUUGUUUGGGAACCAACACCAUGCCUGUAAUUGUACUGGAGGCCAGUGAUCUGACAAGCCCUCUGUCGCUGGUGCGUAUGUGGGCUCUCCUGUCCGGUUGCCUCACCUUCAGCCUGGUAGCCUCUCUGGUUUCCCCAGAGCUGAGCUCUGACACCCACCAGUCCUCCUUCAGGAUCCUCUGCAUGUUCACCUGGUGCCUCUUCUUCAUCCUCACCUUCCUAAUCCACGUGGUCAACAUCAUCCAGUUCCACAGCCUGGUCCCCAUCUCCUGGAAGAACCUGACCGUGACUGUGGCGGCUCUCGCCGCCCUCAUGACCUUCAGCGCCUCGGUCACCUUUCCUUGGGCGGUCAUGGGUCAUGAAGGUGUCUGGCCCCGUCCUAUCGCCGCCUCCUUGGCAUCGUGUCUCACCUUCCUGGCCUAUGCAACCGAGGCCUACCUCAUCCGCACCCAGACCCAGGACCAGAAGGGCUACAUGGCCAGCGUACCCGGCCUGCUCAAGGUGCUCCAGCUCUGGGGAGGAUGUGAGAUGAUCGUCCUGGUGGUGGAGCAGGUCCGUGGAGCUUUGGUAAAAGGAGCCGGGGUAGGGUUGGCAGCUGUGGGUUGGCAGCUAUGGGUGUCUGGGGUGGUGUAUGCCCUCUGUCUCCUAAUGUCCCUGGGUACAGUGAUGGUGGUUCUAGGGGACUGUGCUGGGCGAUGCCCUCUGCCCUUUGACCGCCUGUUGGCAAGCUUCAGUCUGACAGGGGUGCUUCUCUAUGUGGUCGCCACCAUACUGUGUUUUACCAGAGUCCUGGAGCAACAAAACCCCGGCCAAGAGUACACAGACAGGAAAACUGGGCCCACCCUUGUUGUCAUGGAAGCAGUGAUGACCAGCAUUACUCUGCUAGCUUACACAGUGGACCUGGCCUUCUCUAUCAAACUGCUGCGGGAUAGGAGUCGUGCCUGAAAAAGACACGCUUGGAUAGUUGACCUUCAGAACACAUAACAUGUACAUUAUGGAUAUUAACAAAGUCAUCGUGUAUUAUAGGAGAAGGGGACACAUUGCCAAAGUCCAUGAAAUAUUAUGUACUGUUGAUGUCAAUUGUAUAUUGAUUGGAGCCUUGAAAAUGAAAAACAAAUGUCAUAGAUAUUUUCAUGUACGAUAUCAUGUGCACAGAUUUGGGGAUUAGUUCCAGUACAUGUAAUUCAACUAGUAAUUUAACUACAUGUUGCAGUAGCUUGGUGAUAGUUUAACUAAAUUCUAAUAUUUGUAGUGUUUUCAGUGGUCAAUUACUUGUUUGCCAUGUAGUGAUGUAGCUUUUACUGCAACUGGUGAGUUCCACCAAUUCGGUGCCUUUUAUGAGAUUCUUUAAUUUGGUGAAAAAAACCUGUUUGAUUUCAACUCAUUUGAACAUUCUGUCAUAAUGAGCACAUGUUCAACUUAAUAAAAAACACGUUUUCUGAUCUCAAAAAGGUGAAAUAAAUAAAAACGAUUAUAGUAAGGGCCUAUUAAGUGCCAAAUAAAGUAACAGGCUUGACUGUAACAGGGUUGAUGAUUUCACCUUAAAUUAGCCAUGAAUCCCCGUGUGACAAGUGGAAUGGAAGCUUGUUGUGUACAACAGGUAGGGGCAAUUGAACGCAAGUGUCACCCCAAAAAAUGUAAGUGUCAAAAUAUUUCUAGCCUAUUUAUGAGUUACAGGGUGGACGCAUUAUACUCGACCCACUCAAUUAUCCAUAACAAAACACCAGAAAAUAGCCAAAAAGAGUGGAACCAGCCCACCUGCUUUUCCAGAGGAUUGAAUCGGUCACAUUCUAAAUGUAAUCCGUCAGUUACUAGUUACUUGUCCAAAAUUCUAAUCAGUAAAGUCAUUUAUGGAUUACCUUAGCUCAGUAACAUCAUUUGAUUACUUUCAGUUACUUCUGAAUUACUUUCCCCUUAAGAGGCAUCAGAAGAAGACGACAAAAAUGGAUCCAUCAAAUGUAUUUUGUGUGUCAUCACUCGCUCAGGUGGAACAAAGUUAUGCUGUGUUUGUAACCAAGUGAGAAGUGCAGAUUUACCACAUACGACUGGGAAAAACCCACUUUAACGACCCUCCAACUGGUCAUUACUAGUGGGAAACUCGUCUAUCAUCCUGAGCUCCCACUUCUUUCACAUGCUGACUUCUGACGUCACCGACUAGAAAUUACCUUGAUAUCAGCAUUUUCUGCAGUUAAUUAAAUGCAACAAAACAAUAUUUAUAAAAAGAAAGCUAUUCAUAUGGUUUUGAACACUACAAUUUGUUGACAAGCAUGAUAGCUGUACUUUUAGUGUAUUAGUUUACACAGCUUUGUUGGCCAUUAGCCAAUCAGUGUUCAAAGUACAUGAAUGCCUCCAACUGGUAUUUAGGACUUCACAACUGGUAAAUUCCUACCUCCCACUUGGUUACAAAGCAGCAAUUCACAUGCACCUUUUUUCAAUGCUGAAUUGAAUGUCAUUGAGAAAACAGAAAGGUGUCAUAACGUAUUUUUCCCCCAGCAAACGCCCUUUCUGAAUUUAAAAGUAAUCAACAAAAAUGAUCAUUCUAGUCUUUCAAAAGUAUCUGUUAUCUGAUUAAAAAUCUUUUUGCUGGCAGCUAACCGAUUACAGUUAUUUAUUUUCUUGUUAUUCAGAUUACAUGUUACUACCCAGCCCUGCAUUAACACUAUUAUUUAACUAUUAGAUGUUCAAUGUUUCUUUUAGUCAAAAAAUAUUUAAACAGGAAUAGUUUUACCAUAUUAAAACAAGAGUUCAGUUCAUGUAACAGGGUUGACCUUAAAAUGAGGCACAGAGUCCUUAAAACGAAUCACUAAUCACAUGAAAUAAAUAAUCAUCUUCAGAAAUGACUGUCAAAGCAACAAGAUGACUAAGGCUUUACAAUGAUGGUGUAUACUUGGAUAUAUUUUGGGGUUAAGUGGGUUACAAACUUCCUGGAAGUCACAGAGGAUGCGUGGAGGGAUAUUUGAAAAUGCUGGAUUUUGGCACUUGAGAAAAUCUUUAUUCAAAAAAAAAAAAAAUCGGAUUGAUUGAAUUCUCCAUGUGGUUUAUAUUAAAGGGCACUUCAUUGAAAAUAAAGGGGUUUUAAAAUGUAAUAUUGGUGCACAAUUUCUACUUAAACUAUCAAAAGGUACUCAUUUCGUGGAACAAGCCAACUGCCCACUACAUUUCCUACAUUAAAAAAAUAUAUAGCUAAAAAAAAGAAAAAGAAUAACUUCAAUAUUAGGAUGGUGUUCCUAAUGUUUUGUAUACUCAGUGUAUAUUUGUAUACUCAGUGUAUAUUUGUAUACUCGGUGUAGCUUUGCUCUAGCUGAACUUCUUCCAGUGUGAAGUAAUUGGUAACUUGGUAAACCAUUUUUAUAUUUCUUAGAUUUGUAAAAUAAAUGUGAAAUAAUCAAUCAUUUUCAUCUAUUGAAACUGACAUAAUACACAACGAUUUGACUGAUCCUGAGACAUACACAUAAACAUAAGAAGACUACAGUUGAGACUUGAGAAGAAGUGAGGGCUUAUUAAGGGAAUAAAUCAAUUAAGGGAAUAAAUGAAAACAAAAGACUAACAUCACAUGUAUUCUGUGUCACACCAUUACCAUAACCCAACUGGGGAGUUGGUAUGCAGACAAAUGUCAUCACACUGCAGAUUUCAGAUACGGUGCCAACUGCCAUGUUUCUAUCUGGGCAGAAUUCUCUUUCAUCUUGUCUGCAUGCAAGGGGCUUAGUGAUUUCAUUUAGAAUACUUUGAGUUUGUAACUUGUCUUGCUUAUGGUUCUGUCUUUGAGAGAUGAAAGAUACAUAGUUAGGAAGGAAGUGAUUGAAUUGAUAAGACAUCUUGAACAAGCAAGGUAUGGUGCAGUUGAAUAGAGUCUGUGACGAAUCUAAACAUAGUCUAAAUGUCAUUAGUAUAAAGUAAACAUGUGCAUUAAAUGUAAUGUAGCUAGAUUCCAGAGAUGAGUGGACUCAUCCAGAGAUGAGUUUCUGUAGUGGAUACAAACAUGUCACAAAUGUGUUGGGGGAGUAGCAACAGUUAUAAGUCAUUAACACUAGAUGGCGAUGCUUUCAUUACCAUACAAGCCUUUAAUUCAAAUAAUUCAACUUCAAACUAAUUGCACUUUUCUCAACCAAGGUCAAUCAUAAACUGUGUGAAAGUCAUAAAAUGUGGAGGUGAAAAAAAUCCAACUGUGAUUAAAUUACAUCAUGAUCUUGAUAGUACUCAAUACCGCAUCAACGUCAGGACCAUCAGCAGGUUUACAUUUAAAAAGGAUAGAAUUCCAUUAUAUUAUAUAAGAACAAGCAAUGUUAUGCUUAUUUUUUCCAAUGGAUUCAAUGACACAAAUACUAAUCUACUCUUUGAAAUCAAGAAACUAAAUGGUGCAUCAUUUCAAGUGAAUGCUGUGCAUUUUGUGUGCGUGUUAGUGUAUAUGAUGGCUAGAUAGUCAAGAACAAUUAUUGCUUAUUUUUUGUAGUAUUAUGAGACAAUCCACAGUGGAAAGACCCAGAGACCAAAGUUACAAAGUGUAUCUGUGUCUGUGUUUCGGGAACUUUUUGUAUCUGU
Oncorhynchus masou masou (cherry salmon) is the source of this 5008-nucleotide messenger RNA. Its product is annotated as myeloid-associated differentiation marker-like. The coding region runs from base 491 to 1414 and encodes 307 amino acids. The transcript has a single exon. Gene Ontology annotation, cellular component: membrane. NCBI's taxonomy places the organism in Eukaryota, Metazoa, Chordata, Actinopteri, Salmoniformes, Salmonidae. The record is from RefSeq and is a predicted model, not a curated record.